GAUGAGAUUAUUUUAUUCUUUUUCUUUGAACUCUAACCUUUAAAAAUAUACGUGGAAUAUAACUUGUGUUGCUAGAAUAUUUUUGUCGAGGGUACUACAAAGGGAUAAGCCCAAAUAAAAGCCCAAUGCAACCCCUUAGGGAAGAGAGUACGGAUUGUCAGUGGUUCCCCCACAAAGAGCCUGGCACCUAUUUGAAAGACUAACACGCUGGUUGGGGCGCCUAGUCUGACAGAAGUAUGGAACAUUAAAUGAAACGCUGAAGUGGGGCUGAAAUGAAGGAGCUAGCCCGGUCCAGGGUAGGGUGAGUAUAAAUAGUGUCGGUACGUAGCAUUUAUGUAGGUUGGACUCUCUCACUAAACUGGGAUUUGAUACUUUUCUCUCUAGAAUACGAACUAACUUGAUCGCCAGAGUACGAAAAGAUAAGCAGGGUUCGGGAGUACGGAAGAUCAGUCUCUUAAGGUAUUUAGGUACAAACAAUUGCGCGCUAGGAAGGGGAAGCGGCCGAUAACUAUGAAAAUGGAAGUCCCGGAAGUGGAGAGGGGGAACAGGUUAUGGGGUAUCCGUCCCAAGGGUCCAGGGAGCGGACACCCGACGCGAUUGAGGGGGAAGGGAGUGAGUCAAGGCACCCUUGUUUAGAAUGCGCCUUGAUCACCAAGAGAGAUCUGUUCAAGAUCAUCGAGGACCAAGAUGAAGCGAUUGAAAUUCUCAAACGAGAAGUGGAGGCACUGAAGAAGGGAGAGGGAUUGGCCCCAAGCCCGACGACGAGGAAAAGGGAAAGGAUUGCAGAGAUGGAAGGGGAGUCCGGUCAGCCCAGGCGCGCCACGUCCGUGUGGCUUCCAAAUGAUCACAACUGCUUAGAACUUGAAGGGCGAAACGGGUGGAUGCCCGGGCGUCUUCCCCGACACUUCACUGUUAGGCAACCCUUGGCGAGGAAUGUGCUGAUGGAGCCGAUAAGAACUAACAUACUACCACUCCCAACUUAUGAUGGGACGACGGAUCCGGACAACCACCUUAAUAGCUACUUCACAAAGAUGCAAUUGUACAACAGCUGACACGCUAAAACACAACACCAAACUACGACCAAGUAUAAUAGCAGUGAGUGUAGGUGCAUUCAAUGUAAACAUAAAGAAAGUAGUAAAUUGUUCAAAGUUCUUAAGCAAAAGAAGAGUCACUAGGGAUUGAGUCCUCAUAGCUCCUUAGUUAGGUUCAAUUUUUAAUUUCCUUUGGUUGAUUUACGGUUGAUUAAACUGCGGAAGAUCAAACAGUAGCCUUGAAUCUCUUAAGCUAACCAAGCCCUCUUAGAUAGACAACCGACAAAUGACUAGUCCUCACUAGGAUAAAAUGCUAACGAAAUUAACACAGAAAUCCACUACUGGAAAUGGAGUACAGUACAAAGCACUGAAUUGACUGACUCUCGUACAAUUAAUUCACUCCUAUCGAUUGAAGAAGCUCUAACAAACUAAUCAGAUUCUAUCUAUCUCAGGUUGAAGUAGAAAUCAAAAGAAGUUGAUCAGGAUUCAAUUGACUCAAUAAACUUACUCCAAUCGAUUAAAAUCAAUCAAUAUAACAAUCCAAAAGUCAUUACAAACAAGAUCCCUAGCACAUGGAACUAGGGUUCUUCAUACCCAAGUAAGAGAAAGGUCUACUCCAUAGAGAGAAUGAGGAAAAUAGAAAUCAAAGUAGCCAUACUCAUAAAGAUGAGAAUAAUCUGCUCUGGGAUGUCAAUCUUCACUCCUGGGGAUGCAAUAUGGGCUUCAAUGGUGAGAAAUCCACUCCAAAAUAGCUCAUAGGGUUUGUUCUUUGCACUUUCUCUCUCUAGAACUCUAUUUUUGCUCCAAAAAGAUGAAUCCCCUGCCUUUGGCUCGAAUCUGCCUCUUUCAACCCGAUUCUGGGCAAAAUAGGGGCAGAAGCACAGUCAUGCUUACUCCCUUGACCGUGCUUUGCCCAAAACGCGUGUUUCACUUAGUGAAAAACGGGAGAAACACGGUCAAGUCUGGGUGAAAUAUUAGUGGUGUUUAACUAAGCACGGUCGUGCUUUUCUCCUGGUCUGCCCGUAUUUCAUUUUUCUCCAGCCUUCUCUUGGUUUGCGCUCGCUAGUAAAAACACGGCCAGGCUGAUAAAAAGCACGGUCGUGCUUUGGUAGGGGACAACCAUGCUUUUGCUCCACAAUCAUCAAAUGAUCUACAAAUGACCCGAAACUUGCGCCUAAGCCUUCAUACACACGCUAGGACCUGAAAUAUGACAAAAUAGGACAACCUAGCGUAAAAUAAGCCAAGGAACAACAAAAUCGAGCCAAAAUGGUUAAGAUAUAAGGGUGCAAACAUGUGCAAACAUGACGUUAUCAAAUUCCCCCACACUUAAGCGUUUGCUUGUAUCCAAGCAAACCAAGUCAGAUACAAGGUAAGCUCAAAUAAUUUUAAUCAUGCAAACUUUGGAGACAUAUCAUAUAGGCACAGAACACGCGAAUCUGGCUUUUAGAAAUCAACACAUGAACAAUCUCAACGACAACCUAGACAACCACCAAAGAUGUCAUUCGAGUGCAGCAAAAUCGGGUAAAGAAAGAGUCUCCUUAUGUUCACCAACCAACCUAGACUUGACCCAACCAAUUAUUCAAGACAGUCACCUCAUGCAUAAAACUCAAGACAUCAGAAUCAAGACCGAGCAAUCUAAGUCCUCGCCUGGGUAAAGAAUGUAAAGAAUAUAAGGAAAUGAAUCUCUCACUCUCGACCAGUGGGGUCAGGACAAUUUGAUGAAAAAAUCUGCAUGCUUAUUCUCUCAAUCCCUAACUCCUCUUCACCAUGAAGGCAGCCUCUAAAUGCUAGAGUUCACAUAUCGGAUGUCACCAGACUCACCACGAACUAGUCAGGAGGUCUUAGACAUGGGUUCAGAUGACUGGCUAAGGUCUUAGACAUGGGAAAAUGCCUUUUAGGUGGUGGAAGAAUUCAUAAUACAAGGUUCCACAGUUC
Messenger RNA from Linum trigynum, 2966 nucleotides. Lineage: Eukaryota; Viridiplantae; Streptophyta; Magnoliopsida; Malpighiales; Linaceae. The record is from the annotation of a GenBank genome assembly.